Frieseomelitta varia is the source of this 1552-nucleotide messenger RNA. Its product is annotated as odorant receptor Or2-like. The record is from RefSeq and is a predicted model, not a curated record. Lineage: Eukaryota; Metazoa; Arthropoda; Insecta; Hymenoptera; Apidae. Bases 85 to 1341 code for a protein of 418 amino acids. The transcript is spliced from 5 exons. Gene Ontology annotation, molecular function: olfactory receptor activity; odorant binding. Gene Ontology annotation, cellular component: plasma membrane. Gene Ontology annotation, biological process: sensory perception of smell; detection of chemical stimulus involved in sensory perception of smell.
UACACAUUCGCAGAAACGAAAUGACAUGCGCCUGCGUUCUGACAAUGUCGUGUCGAAAGUUUCUUUCCUGCCGAUCAGUCGACGAUGUGCCCUGGAACCGUCAGUAUGCAUGAUCGAUCAUACACCAGAGUUAACUGUCAGUUGAAGAACGUCCAUUACGAAAACGACAUACAUUACACGCUGCAACUGUGCAAAUGGCUAUUGAAACCAAUCGGAGUGUGGCCUCUCGUUAACAAUCGCGCCAGUAAACUUGAACAGCUUGUCUCAAUCGUUCUGAUGACCACGUGCUUCUCCAGUUUGCUCUUCAUCGUUCUACCAUCCUUUCACCACAUCUUCUUCGUGGAGAAAAACACGCAUAUAAAGGUGAAACUGCUCGGCCCAGUUGGUUUCUGUUUCUCGUCUACGAUUAAAUACUGCUGCCUUGGUCUGAAAGGGCCCUUCUUCGAACGGUGUAUCCAGCACGUCAGGAAGGAUUGGAAAACGGUGCACGAUCCAAAUUAUCGUACAAUCAUGUUGAAGUACGCGACGGUCAGCAGGAAGCUAAUCACGGUGUGCGCAGCUUUCUUGUACAGUGGUGGAAUGUCGUAUCACACGGUGGUGCAGUUUCUGUCGAAGGACAGGAGAGGGAAGAAUUACACGUACAGACCACUGGCUUAUCCUAGCCCUGAUUCGAUCUUGGAUACUCAAUCCAGUCCUACGUACGAAAUCGUGUUCUUUCUUCACUGUUUCGCGGCGAUGAUCAUGUACAGUGUCACGACAGUUGCGUACAGUUUGGCCGCGAUCUUCGUCACCCACAUCUGUGGACAGAUUCAGAUACAGAUAGCAAGACUGCACGAUUUGGUGAAGAGCAAGGAGAGAGAGGGUGGUGAACGUGAUCCUCUGUCUGUUAUCGUACACGAUCAUGUGGAAAUUCUAAGAUUUUCGAAAAAUGCAGAAGAAGCCUUGAGAGAAAUAUGCUUGGCGGAAAUCGUCGAGUCCACGAUUAUUAUGUGUCUGCUUGAAUAUUAUUGCAUGGUGGAAUGGCGGAACAACGACGCAAUCGCAAUAAUGACUUAUUUCACUUUGUUGAUCUCCUUUACGUUUAAUAUAUUUAUAUUUUGUUACAUAGGCGAACUCCUUUCUGAACAGUGUAGACAGAUCGGUAUAAAUUCUUACAAAAUCGAAUGGUACAACUUACCAGCUAAAAACGCUUACGAUCUUAUUCUGUUGAUCUCCAUAUCUCAAUAUCCACCGAGGCUUACGGCCGGAAAGAUCAUCGAUUUAUCUCUCAACACUUUCAGCUCCGUAGCAAAAACGUCAUUAAUUUAUCUGAACUUACUGCGAACAGUUACGGACUGGUAAUGAAACCUUCAUUUUUCUAAUAUUACCAUAAAAUUAUGAUGAAUGUCGUAAUCGUUUUAUCAUUGUAAAAAUAAUUUUGUAGAUAUCCUUUUCGAAGUAUGGCGUUGAAGAUGUACCUGGCCCUUUGCGUAAUUUAUUUAAUUAUCUCGAUCAAAUAUGAUGUUUAUUGUUGAAUUAUUUUAGUGUUAGGCUUUGACAUACAUAGCAGACA